This is a messenger RNA of Camellia sinensis, 2919 nucleotides long. The record is from RefSeq and is a predicted model, not a curated record. NCBI's taxonomy places the organism in Eukaryota, Viridiplantae, Streptophyta, Magnoliopsida, Ericales, Theaceae.
GAAAAUUCAGAUUAGGAUAUUGAAGCUCCCACAGGCCUUGGGGUUAAAAAUUCCUUUUUUGCUUAAUAUAUAGUAUAGAUAUAUAUAUACAUAAAAUAAAAUAGUAACAUAUCAAUACCAAACCCGACUAUAUUCUAUGUUGACUUGUAUUAGAGACCCACACCAAAUGGGUAACAUCCCCUAAAUCACUUCACACAAUCCCCACAAAAAAUUGAAAAUAACACUAUACCAUAACCAACUCACCACAACAUCAAUAAAAAAUUAAAACCAAAAUCACACCCAAAGGUAAAAAAGUAAACUCCAAAACUCCCAAAUUAAACCACAACAACGUACCAUAAAUAAUUUUCUGAAAUGGAAUGGAAUUUUUGAAUAGUUGGUUUAGAAGAAAACAUCCAAAAAUAAAUGAAGCAGCAUUUUCUGAAAUGGAAUUUUUGAAUAAUUUUUCCAAAUAAGAAUAUAUAAAAAAUAAAAAAUUAAUUAUUAAAAAAUUGAAUUCUAAUAUUUAUUGGAAGCACAGUGCAUAACCAUAUAUGCAUUCUCUCCUCAUUCACAGAGCUCUCUGUCUAAUUAUUGCGUGUACAAUAAACCAGUCAAACUCGUUUCAGUCCCUAAGCCCACCCCAAAACUCUCUCUCUCAAACGGAAAAACCCCACCACCCCAGUGGAUUGGAAUUGGUUGUUUUUUGUUUUUUUUUGUUUUUUCCUCCUAUCACUCAUCACUGACAUGUCUCUGUGGGGAUUGUUGUUGUGGGGGUCCUCUAUCAUUUCUGCUCUCGAACUCACAACAAUAGUGCUCUUUUCAAACCCUAACAAUGGCAAACCAAACGUCGACCUUCACUCCUCCAACAAUGGCGACACCAACGAUGCUUACGAAAGCCAUCGUCUUAGGGAAGAAAGCAACAGCAUAUGUUCCACUCCCUACGUCUCCGCACCUUCAAGCCCCGGUCGUGGCUGCCCUGCUAUCGGCUACUUCUCCAGUGCUCCUACAAGUCCUAUGCACUACGUGUUAUCCACCGCUCCUAGGUCUGAUUCUUUCUUGUCAACCGAGUCUAGCUCGUUUGAGUUCGAAUUUUCUUUUGGGUUCUUACCGAACGGUUCAGUAGGUAAUAGAUCGAUGAGUUCGGUCGACGAGUUGUUCUUGAACGGUCAGAUCAGGCCGAUGUCACCACUACGAGCAACACAGUUCCAAUGCCAAGAACACAAAGAAAAUGAGGCCUCUCAUCAUCAUCAUCAUCAUCAUCGCAUUCUGGAGUUGGAAGAUUCUGAGAACAAAGAAGCUGAAACUCAGUUGAUCGAGACAACACCGUCAGGCUCUGCUUCGUCUUCAAGGUCUUCAUCGUCCGGAAGGACUUUGAAGAAGUGGAUAUUGUUCAAGGAUCUAUUGUACAUAAGCAAAACCGAAGGUAGAGGUAACAAAAAGAAGUUUUGGUCAUCGAUCACGUUUACUUGCUCAUCAUCUUCAAAGGACGAGAAGGAAAAGAAUCACAAGGAAACGCAAAAAAACAGAUCUUCGGAAAACUAGUGAAUGGCGUCGGAAAGCGUAGGGUUCCGUUGUCGGCUCACAAGUUGCAUUACACUGCGAAUAGAGCACAAGCGGAGGAGAUGAAGAAGAAGACCUUCUUGCCCUACCGGCAAGGACGGCUCGAAUGUCUACGGAUUAGCGUUUGCAUUUUCGAGUAAUUUUAUUUAUUACCGUAUUAUGGGUUGUAAUUUAAGUUUUUGUAUAGUAGAGACAGAAGCCUUUGUUCCAAUCACCAUUGAUGAUUUUGCUUCUUUAGCUAUCAAGAUAUUAUUGGAUUCUUUAGCUAUGAAGUAUAAAUAAUAUAUUUGUUUAAAUUAUUUUAAAUAAUUUCCCUGUGCUACAGAAACUAUUUUUGGUUUAAAUCUAGCUGGAUCUAAUGUAAAUCUACUCAUCUUCUUCGUCGAAAACUUAUCUUAUUCGCCAUCGGUAAGCAUGAAGCAUGGAGUCGGUGCUCGGUGGUUGACGGUGAACCCUAAGCAAUAGUGGUUGCUAGUGACUUUAGAUUAGAAAGAAAAAGAACAAAAGGAAGGUGUGGUUGUCACCGGAUUUCAGAGAAAUAGAUAUAAAGAGAAGAAGUAAGGUGCAUAGAAAGAGCAGAAAAUACUGGGCACAGGAUUUUUCGUUUAUCUAAAAAUUUUGGGAUUAAAUAAAAUACACACUUUUAAAAAAUGACUUGUAGGUAAUUUGCCCUUUUUUAUUUUCGAGUGCUAUGAUUUGGUAGAAAUAUAUUUAAUUAUUAGGAUUUGUCCAAAUCUCAAUAACCGAGGUCCCAUAUAUAGGUUUUUGUGAUGCGGUCUCUCUCUCUCUCUCUCGACAGAAUGCCUAAGUCUGCUUCGCUCGUGAGUGCAUAGUGCUAAGGCAGAACGUCCAUCUUUAGCCUCUAAGUCACAAGACCCCCCAGAGUCUUGUGAUGAACAUUGAACACUUUGGCAUGCCUGAACCUUGCCUACUGGCUUAGGCACUUGAGUGGCAUUGUAUACUCCUUGGAGUAGUAGUAGCUUGUGCAGUCCAGACAUGUGAAGUAUGAGUUCUGUUGCUAUGUUACAUGGACUAUGGUGUAGUUGUUGCUUGCCAUGCGGAUAUGUGUCUUCGUGUCCUCCUCUAAUUAUUAUGUCGAAGGAUAUGGGGACAUGACAACAUAUUUCUAUUUCUCUAUAUACUUGUUUUAUUUUCUUGAGUAAAUGGUGUUUACAAGGUGCAUUUAUAGCAUUCAUGCAUAAUAUGGGCACUUUAUACUUUGUUUCACAAUAAAUGUGAAUUACUAAAUAUAUCUGUUAGGUGAAUGUUUAACUAAACAUGCCAGACACACCUCAUAUCCUUACCCAUGAGUGUCAGUGUCCGACAAAUGUACUUCAUGCACACAGAAGUGUCCAUGUAAUGAUUCCUAACUACAAGGGA